Molecule: messenger RNA, 3790 nt
Organism: Orussus abietinus
Lineage: Eukaryota; Metazoa; Arthropoda; Insecta; Hymenoptera; Orussidae
Product: aminopeptidase N
Exons: 11
Coding region: 12-3515 (1167 amino acids)
Biological process (GO): peptide catabolic process; proteolysis
Cellular component (GO): cytoplasm
Molecular function (GO): zinc ion binding; peptide binding; metalloaminopeptidase activity
Source: RefSeq, a predicted model, not a curated record
AGGUGACCAAGAUGCCGAUUCUGAAGAUUAGCCUCAUCCUCGGCAUCAUCUCCCUAUCAGGAGCCAUUCCCAUCUUCAGAGAGUCGGCAUCCAGGAUCGAAAAGGAAGAGGAUGAGUCCUUCUACCGUCUGCCGGAAGUGGUGGUUCCUAUUUCCUACGAGAUCAAGCUGACACCGUUCAUAGAAGACAAGAACUUCACCUACGAUGGGGAGUCCAGCAUCCAAAUAGAAGUCAAAAAGAAGACCGACAUCAUAACGCUGCAUCAGCUUGAUCUGGAGUUCGAUGAGGACUCCACAAAAGUGUUGAGGGAUGGGAAGGAAGACGCCAAAGUGAAGAAGCACUCCUAUGAUCCGAAGAGGCAGUUUCUUAAUUUGGAGCUGGAGAAGAGUUUGGAACCUGGGGAAUAUACGCUGGAGCUGAAGUAUACAGGGAAGCUAAAUGACGAGUUGAAUGGAUUUUAUCGGAGUUCGUAUGUCAACGAGAAUGGCAUAGAGACCUACUUGGCGACCACACACUUCGAGCCAACAUCCGCAAGACGAGCAUUUCCAUGUUGGGACGAACCCGCCCUGAAAGCAACCUUCAACAUCUCCAUAAGACAUAGGAAAGACUACGAGGCCAUAUCGAACAUGCCUAGUUCCGGCCAGGAGGAAAUCGAAGGAUCAAACGAAGUAUGGACGAAGUUUGAGACUACGCCGAGAAUGUCCACCUACUUGGUGGCGUUUGUCGUCUCGGACUUCAAGGUCCUUAAAGAAGAUCGUUUCGCGGUCUGGACGAAGAAGCAGACAUUAAACUCGGCGAAGUUCGCCCUGGAUUUCGGGAAGAAAUCCCUGGAGGCGUUGGAGAACUUCACGAACAUCACAUUUGCCAUCUCGAAGAUGGACCAGGUCGCCGUUCCGCACUUCAGAGCUGGUGCCAUGGAAAAUUGGGGUCUGGUGACGUACAGGGAAACUUCUCUUUUGUACCACCCGAAUAUAACGACAACAGCCAGGAAGCACAGCAUUGGGUCCGUAAUUUCUCACGAAUUUGCUCACCAAUGGUUUGGCAAUCUUGUGAGUCCAAAAUGGUGGAAAUAUCUUUGGCUGAACGAAGGCUUCGCCAACUACUUCCAGUACUUCACGACUGAUCAGGUGGAGAAAUCUUGGAGGAUGAUGGACCAACUAGUCGUGAAAAAUUUGCAAAAUGGCGCCUUUGUCGCCGAUGCGGUUUCGACGUCACAUCCAAUAAAUCAACCUGUUGGGAGUCCAUCACAGAUCUCGAAGAUAUUCGACGGCAUCUCCUAUGGGAAAGCCGGAUGCGUAAUUCGCAUGAUGUCGCACUUCCUGACGCAAGAAGUCUUCCAGGACGGACUACAGAAGUACCUAAAUGCGAAGCAAUACGACAGUGCGACUUCGGAUGAUCUCUUCCGCGCCCUAGACGAGGCGGCGAAGAACAAAGAAAUUCUCCCUAAAAGUGUCACGGUAAAAGAUAUCAUGGACACCUGGGUGGAACAAAUGGGAUAUCCUCUGGUCACCGUGACGAGAGACUACAAAACAGGAAAAGUAACCUUCGAGCAGGAACGAUUCUUGGUGGAUGAUCCUCCGAAGGACGAUAACCACGAUUACAAAUGGCGGAUCCCUAUCAAUUAUGCUUCACCCGACUCCGAGGAAAGCUUCGAUGAAACCUCACCCUCGUUGUGGCUCAACGAUGCCAGUAUCACGACAAACAUUAAAAAUUUAAAAGCCGAUGAUUGGUUUAUCGUCAAUAAACAUCAAACCGGAUUCUAUCGCGUCAACUAUGACGUCCAGAACUGGAACUUGAUCGUUGACAAACUGAAGUCUAACAAUUAUGCAACAGUUCCUAUCCUCAACAGAGCUCAACUGUUGAACGACGCCGUGAAUUUAGCUUUUAAUGAUCAAUUGGAUUUCAAAAUAUUUCUCGAUCUCACGGAAUAUCUCAAUCAUGAACUCGAUUACGUGCCUUGGUACCCAACCUUCAAUGGUUUUCAACAAUUGAGGCGUUACCUCGUCAACACUGAAUCAUAUGAAGCUUUUAAGACUCACUUUUUAACGAUCUCCGACAUGUUGAUAGAGUAUCUUGAGUACGAGGAACGGGAUGAUGAAAGCGAUUUGAUGAAAUUCAACAGAUUAAGUGUCUUGACAUGGGCCUGUCUUUAUGGACACGAAGGAUGCAGACAACACGCGGAGGAAAAAUUGUUAGCUUGGCUGGAUUCUGAGGAGAAUGUACCUUCUCCAGACAUGAAGAGUUUCAUUCUAUGUGCCGGACUGCACGGAGCGAAUGCAACAAUCUGGACGAAAACAAAGGAAUUUUUAUAUAAACAGGAUACAGAAGAUCGGCUGCAAUCCUUGAGCGCAUUAGGAUGUUCGAUGAACAAAGAAAUAUUGACAAACUUUUUGGAACAAGCGUUUGAUGAAGAGUCAACCGAAUCCGUGGAACACCUCAUCGUCAAUUCGGUUCUGAUCUCGAGCGACAUUGGCGUAAAUGUUGCUCUGGAUUUCUUUAUUAAAAACGCGGCAGUCAUUGUCGAUAAGGUAAAUGACACCGACAGAUUGCGACGGUACUUGACGAACCUUGGAAGUAGGAUCACGACCAAGGACCAGUACAAUAAGUUGGUGAAGUUUGACAAGGAUCAUGGAGAUGGGCUGAACAUCACCUCGGGUGCCAUUUCGAUGGCCAAGGAUAAUUUGGACUGGAAUGAACAAUACGAGCCAACAAUCCGGGAUUGGUUGUUCCAGCGAUACCCUCCAAAAGAAGUUGAAUUAACAACGGGAGCAACAACGACUUCGGACAAUGAUGUUUCUACUAGGGACACCGUGGAUCCAUCAACGUCAACUUCUGAUGAUGGACCCUCCACUACGGAUGCGUCCACCGGAUCAACAGCAACCUCUGAUGGGCAAUCCUCUAGUGAUGCGACACUCCCAGGUUCGCAAACGACUUCGGACACUGUUCCAUCAACAUCCAGUUCUGAUGAUGGACCCUCGACUACGGAUUCGCCCACCGGAUCAACAGCAACCUCUGAUGGGCAAUCCUCUAGUGAUGCGACACUCCCAGGUUCGCAAACGACUUCGGACACUGUUCCAUCAACAUCCAGUUCUGAUGAUGGACCCUCGACUACGGAUUCGCCCACCGGAUCAACAGCAACCUCUGAUGGGCAAUCCUCUAGUGAUGCGACACUCCCAGGUUCGCAAACGACUUCGGACACUGUCCCAUCAACAUCCAGUUCUGAUGAUGGACCCUCGACUACGGAUUCGUCCACCGAACCAACAGUAACCCAUGAUGGGCUAUCUCCAAAUACCUCAUACCCAGAAUCAACGACUUCAAACGACGGUUCCUCCAGCACCGACAUUACUAAUACAACUUCUGAUGAUGGGUCCUCGAGUACAGAGCCGACAAGCGAAAACACCACAACAUCAGCCGAGAUAGAGACAACAACUGAGAAGGGUUCUGGGAUUUCUGCAUCCUUGACCGCGUGUCUCGCGAUAGUCCCAUUGUUGUUGUUGGUGAUACAGGUUCAUUAAAAUAAAUCAUGGAUGCAUGAGGAGAGGGAUAUCAUAUUGCUAAUACAACUUCUGAUGAUGGGUCCUCGAGUUCAGAGCUGACAAGCGAAAACACCACAACAUCAGCCGAGAUAGAGACAACAACCGAGAAGGGUUCCGGGAUUUCUGCAUCCUUGCUGCAUAUUGCUAAUACAACUUCUGAUGAUCUGUCCUCGAGUUCAGAGCUGACAAGCGAAAACACCACAACAUGAGCCGAGAUAGAGACAACAACUGAGAAGGGUUCCGGGGUUUCUGCA